This is a messenger RNA of Daucus carota subsp. sativus, 1992 nucleotides long. Its product is annotated as laccase-14. Gene Ontology annotation, molecular function: hydroquinone:oxygen oxidoreductase activity; copper ion binding. Gene Ontology annotation, cellular component: apoplast. Lineage: Eukaryota; Viridiplantae; Streptophyta; Magnoliopsida; Apiales; Apiaceae. Gene Ontology annotation, biological process: lignin catabolic process. The record is from RefSeq and is a predicted model, not a curated record. Bases 44 to 1738 code for a protein of 564 amino acids. The transcript has 6 exons.
CAAAAAACGCACAGUUAACUACAAGCAGUUUUCAGUUCUCAACAUGAAAAUUUUCUCACUUCAAGUUUUCGGGUUCUUGUUUCUCGUUAGCGUUUUUGCUUCCGAAGCUGCGGUUCGCCGUGCUACAUUCGUGGUGCAAGAAACUUCGUACACAAGGCUCUGCGAUACGAAGAAAAUCUUAACGGUUAACGGCCAGUAUCCUGGUCCGACACUGUAUGCUGAAACCGGUGAUACGAUAAUCGUCGAUGUCCAAAACAAAGGAAACCAAAACAUAACCCUUCACUGGCAUGGAGUGAAACAGCCUAGAAAUCCGUGGACGGACGGCCCGGAAUUCAUAACCCAGUGUCCGAUAAAACCAGGAGGAAGAUUUAGCCAACGGGUUAUAUUAUCCGACGAGGAAGGAACAUUGUGGUGGCAUGCUCACAGUGACUGGUCACGAGCCACCGUGCAUGGAGCCAUUGUUAUUCGCCCCAAGCAGGGAACUAACUAUCCCUUCCCUAAGCCUCACAAAGAAGUGCCUUUAAUUUUAGGGGACUGGUGGAAGAGUGACAUAGAGGAGGUUUUGCAAGAGUUUAUAAGGACAGGUGGAGACCCAAAUGCCUCUGAUGCUCUUACUAUCAAUGGUCAACCUGGCGAUUUUUAUAAUUGUUCCAAACAAGACACAUUCAAGUUAAUUGUAGACUAUGGAAAAACCUACAUGCUCCGAAUGAUCAACGCGGGAAUGAACAACAUCCUCUUCUUCGGAAUAGCAAAUCACACCUUCACAAUCGUCGGCCAGGAUGCCGCAUACGUUAAGCCCUUCAAAUCCGAUUACAUCACGAUCACCCCGGGCCAAACCCUCGACGUCUUAGUCGAAGCAAAUCAACCCCCUAACCAUUACUACAUGGCUUCUAAAGUCUACAUUGGUGCUGGUUUAGCACCUUUCGUCAGAUCCACCACCACAGCCGUACUCGAAUACCGCGGAAACUACACUGCCUCCUCACCACCGCCGUUGCCUAUUCUUCCAAACAUCACUAAUUCAACGGCGCCACAAAGUUUUAGUGCCAACCUUCGAAGUUUGGCCAGCGCGGAUCACCCUAUAAAAGUACCAGUAAAUGUAGACCAGAAGUUUUUGUUCACGGUUUCUGUGAAUUUCGUACCGUGCAACAAUACGACUGAUUGUCGUACUGCAAAUAAUCAGAGAUUCAGGGCGAGUAUAAACAACAUUACGUUUCAGUCUCCGAAGAUUGAUAUAUUGGAGGCCUAUUACAGAGGCAUUAAUGGUGUGUAUGGGGAUGAUUUCCCAGCGAAUCCGCCUCUGGAAUUCGAUUACACUGCGGAUAAUCUUUCAGCUGCACUGCGGAUACCGAGAAACGGCACUGAAGUGAGGGUUAUACCGUUUAAUACGACAGUGGAACUUGUUUAUCAAGGAACCAAUUUGCUAAGGGGCAUAGAACAUCCUAUGCAUCUGCAUGGAUAUAGUUUCUUUGUCGUCGGUACCGGGCUCGGAAAUUUUGAUAGAGAGGAGGAUCCUAAGCGGUACAAUCUUGUUGAUCCGCCGCUGGUGAAUACUAUUUCUGUUCCUAGAAAUGGUUGGACAGCGAUCAGGUUCACGGCAGAUAAUCCAGGUGUGUGGCUGAUGCAUUGCCAUUUUGAGCGACACAUAACUUGGGGAAUGGAGAUGACUUUCAUUGUGAGGAAUGGAAAGCGGUCUGAGCAAAAAAUCUUGUCACGACCUUCUGACAUGCCACCAUGUUGAUCCAAGAUGUGCAUGCCUCAUCACGGUUGAAAACUUGAGGUUGCAUGAUAUGACUUAGAGUACUUGGUCAGCUAAUUAUUAUUCUUUGAAUUGUUGUAAUAAUCGUCAUCUUCUCGUCAAAGGAAAAGAUCUUGUAAAGUUGUAAUAACGAUAGGGUAAUAUGUCGAACAUGAUUGUUUGAAUUCGUCAGUUUCAUUAUUUGUAUCAACUAUUAUUCUGUGCUCUGGUUCAAUAAAACAUAUGAUAUUCUUUCU